Molecule: messenger RNA, 738 nt
Organism: Pocillopora damicornis (cauliflower coral)
Lineage: Eukaryota; Metazoa; Cnidaria; Anthozoa; Scleractinia; Pocilloporidae
Product: tolloid-like protein 2
Source: RefSeq, a predicted model, not a curated record
AUACCUUUGCUUCGUGGUACAUCGUUUCUUAUUAUUUGGUUGCUUACGAGGAAUCAUCAGGGUACCUCUGCUACACAAGGUUGUGGUUCCUUGAGAAACAACUCACUACAGAGUCCUAGAUAUCCAAACAAGUACCCAAGAAAUAUGGAUUGUGUAUAUCAGAUUGCCAUUCCUCAAGGCAUGGCUAUGAGGAUUUAUUUCGAAAAGUUUGAGCUGGAGGAUUCGUUGGAAUGCCGUUUUGACUAUGUAGAGAUUUUUAACCAGAAGUACUGUGGAGAGAAGACUGGAAAAAUGAUGGAAAUAAGAGGAGGCUACGCCGUGAUAAAAUUUCAUUCAGCUUCAGAUAUUCAGAGAGGAAGAUUCUCGCUACUGUUUACUUCUAUCUUACCAAGUUGUGGAUCCUUGAGAAACAACUCACUACAGAGUCCUGGAUAUCCAGACAAGUACCCAACUAAUAUGGAUUGUGUAUAUCAGAUUGCCAUUCCUCAAGGCAUGGUUAUGAGAAUGUCUUUCGAAUAUUUUGAGUUGGAAGAUUCAUUGGCAUGCAGUUUUGACUAUGUAGAGAUUUUCAACCAGAAGUACUGUGGAGAGAAUACUGGAACAACAAUUGAAAUAAGUGGAGACUAUGCCGUGAUAAGAUUUUAUUCAGACUCAAGUGUUCAGAAAGGAGGAUUCUCGCUGCUGUUCUCUACUAUCUCACCAAGUGUGUACAACGGACUUUAUCCUAUUUUAUCAUAA